Molecule: messenger RNA, 1382 nt
Organism: Hippocampus comes (tiger tail seahorse)
Lineage: Eukaryota; Metazoa; Chordata; Actinopteri; Syngnathiformes; Syngnathidae
Gene: spout1
Product: SPOUT domain containing methyltransferase 1
Exons: 12
Coding region: 57-1178 (373 amino acids)
Biological process (GO): miRNA processing; maintenance of centrosome location
Cellular component (GO): kinetochore; spindle pole centrosome; mitotic spindle
Molecular function (GO): miRNA binding
Source: RefSeq, a predicted model, not a curated record
AACGAAGAAGAAGAAGACCCGGAAGCAUAAAGACCUCACGUGUCGUUGUGGGAAACAUGUCUACCGGCGUCCCGACGAAGAGACCAAAAACAUCAUACUCUCAGCCGGAGGAAAGGGUGGACUGGAAGAAAAGGAAAACGCUACUCAGGGAGGCCAAAAGGCAGAGGAAAGAGGCCAAGCUGAUCAAACAGCUGGAAAAUCAGAAACAACAAGAGGCUGCUGAGAAGGAAAAAGUAGAGGAGACCCACAACAACAAAGGUCGAGCGUACACGGUGAGCGUGGCUCUGCCGGGCUCGGUCCUGGACAACGCUCAGUCGACCGAACUGCGCACAUACCUGGCGGGACAGAUCGCUCGCGCCUGUGUCAUCUACUGCGUGGAUGAGAUUGUCGUGUUUGACGAGCAAGGCGAAGAUGUCAAGAGCGUGGAAGGUGAAUUCAAAGGAAUCAGAAAGAAGGGACAAGCGUGCGUUCAGCUGGCCAGAAUACUCCAAUACCUGGAGUGUCCCCAGUAUCUGCGCAAAUGGUUCUUCCCAAAGCACCAAGACUUGCAGUAUGCAGGACUGCUGAACCCUUUGGACAGUCCCCACCACAUGAGAAUCGAUGAGGAAUCGGAAUACCGUGAAGGCAUCGUCCUGGAUAGGCCCACCAAAGCGGGCAAAGGUUCUUUAGUCAACUGUGGCAUGAGGAAGGAGGUGCAGAUCGACAAACAUCUGCAAGCGGGAUUGCGAGUCACUGUGCAUCUCAACACGACGCAGAAGCAAGAGAGCAAAUCCUACAAAGGGGUGGUGGUGGCUCCUCACGUGCCCACCACGAAAGGAGGGCUUUACUGGGGCUACAGCGUCCGCCUGGCAUCCUGUCUCAGCGCAGUGUUCACCGAAAGUCCGUACAAGGACGGCUACGACGUGACCGUCGGGACGUCGGAAAAAGGCAGCAGCGUUGACGAGGCCUCGCUGCCGCCGUUCAAGCAUCUUCUGGUGGUCUUUGGAGGUCUCCAGGGACUGGAGGCCAGUCUAGACGCCGACCAGAACCUGGACGUGACGUGUCCCAGUGUCCUCUUUGACCUCUACCUCAACACUUGUCCUGCCCAGGGCAGCCGCACCAUUCGCACAGAGGAAGCCAUUUUGAUCUCCAUGGCGACGCUGAGGCAGAAGAUAGCAGCCACCUUUUCCAGUGCUUAAAAGGUGUUGCCGGUCCUUUUUUAUUUUUUUUCCAUGUAAUUACAUUAUCAAUAUUUGCAUUCCCCAUUACGUGUUUAUUGACAGAAACCUUCCGUGGGACCUGUUUUUCAGUGUCUAUGAAAUGAACAGUGUAGAGCAGAGCGAGGCAAACUCUUGUGGUCAAUUUUUGAUUCAGCCCAUGCACUAGUAAGCUCUUUUUCCUCA